AUGGGCGGGGAGGCGGGGACCCCCCAACGCCUAGGCCAGCCCGCGGCUCUUCUCUGGCUGAUGCUGCUGAACGUGGCCACCCGGGAGCUGCGAGGGUCCCCAGCCACGGCCGCCCCCGGCCCGGCUGCAGGCGAUGGGGGAGCGUUGACGGGCGGCGCUCCGACUUGGCGAGCACAGCGGUUGGCUCCGGGAGCUGCAGGUGCGUUGGGGCCGCCAUUCGGGCCAAGAUCUCCUAGCCUACAGGGCCUGAGGGCGGCCGGCUGUGACCAGGGCCUGGCUGCUAUACGCCUGGCCCUGGUUUUCCCAACUGUGAAGCAGGGAGAGCUUCCUGGUUGUGACAUUUGGGGCACCAACAGUGUCUCUAUUGUAGGUGGCAGCAGAGUUUCCACAGUGUGCGGGAAAUCCAAGGUGAUGGGGAGGAUCUAUGGUGGCCGGGACGUGGAGGCUGGCCAGUGGCCGUGGCAGGCCAGCCUGCGGUCCCAGGGCUCGCACAUCUGUGGAGCUGUCCUCAUUAACUCCAGCUGGCUUCUUUCCACUGCCCACUGCUUUCUCAAGAAAUCCAAAGCCCCGGAGAAUUACCGGGUUCUGCUAGGAAGCACCCAGCUGUACCAGCACACCCCUCAGACCCGGGAGGUGUCUGUGAGCCGGAUUAUCACACACCCAGACUUCGAGAAGUUACAUCCCUUUGGGAGUGAUAUUGCCAUGUUGCAGCUGCUCUUUCCUGUGAACUUCACCUCCUAUAUCAUCCCUGCCUGCCUCCCAGUCCCUGGCAUGAAGCUCCCCAGUAACUCAUCCUGCUGGAUAACUGGCUGGGGGAUGCUCAACGAGGAAAGUGAGAGGGAGGGUAAGGUGAGCUUCAUUGAGAACAAGUUCUGUAAUAUGUUAUAUGGAUUUGCGAAAGGCAAGAACUUGUCUGUGCAGGAGGACAUGCUGUGUGCUGCAGACUUCUCCACAGGAAAGUCCAUCUGCCAAGGCGAUUCCGGGGGCCCCCUCGUCUGUGACUUCAUCGGUUCCUGGGUUCUGAUGGGGCUGGCCAGCUGGGGUUUUGACUGCCGACACCCCAUCUACCCCAGCAUCUUCACCAAUGUCACCUACUUCACCGACUGGAUCGAAGAGAUCCAGAGACUCACACCCCACCCUGAGCCCAUGUCUGCUCUUACACCGCUCCCUGAGCCCACGUCCACUCCUCCACAGACCCAGUUUCCACACCAGUCUCUGCAGGCUGCCGCCUCGUCCAUGCUGGGCACAGCCUUUGGGCCUCCACAGACCUGGCCCCUGCUACUGUUCCUGCUUGGUUCUCCGAGGCAAACCAUGUGGUGA
Messenger RNA from Capra hircus (goat), 1320 nucleotides. Its product is annotated as putative serine protease 47. Bases 1 to 1320 code for a protein of 439 amino acids. The transcript has 5 exons. Gene Ontology annotation, biological process: proteolysis. The record is from RefSeq and is a predicted model, not a curated record. Gene Ontology annotation, molecular function: serine-type endopeptidase activity. NCBI's taxonomy places the organism in Eukaryota, Metazoa, Chordata, Mammalia, Artiodactyla, Bovidae.